This is a messenger RNA of Teleopsis dalmanni, 1631 nucleotides long. Its product is annotated as ras-related protein Rab-23-like. The record is from RefSeq and is a predicted model, not a curated record. Gene Ontology annotation, molecular function: GTP binding; GTPase activity. Lineage: Eukaryota; Metazoa; Arthropoda; Insecta; Diptera; Diopsidae. The coding region runs from base 303 to 1046 and encodes 247 amino acids. The transcript is spliced from 2 exons.
CUGUUAAAAAGACUUUACUUGGAAUUAUUGUGGAUUUGUGCUGAUUUUAAAGCGAAAUUUAAAAUCACAUCAACCACAACGGACAGCAGCUGAAAACGGUUGUACGUAAGAGCGUGCAUUGUUGUUGCAUGUUUGUGCCUAGAGUAGGCAUUAAAGUGCAGGUUUUUUUCUUGUAACGCCCCGCAAACAAUUUCAAACAAGCAUAAUUGCAAUACCUCAACGUACAAACUGAAGAGAUAAGCGACCAACCGAUCAACCAACCAUCCAAGCAAUUCCGAAACGAAAGUAAUCAACAUCACCACAUGCGUCUUCUUUCGACCCCAUCAUCUUCAUUAUCAUCAUACACCACGAUGAGAGAGGACGAUAUUGAGAUAGCGAUUAAAGUCGUUAUUGUUGGCAAUGGCGGUGUAGGCAAAUCAUCAAUGAUACAACGUUACUGUAAAGGAAUUUUUACAAAAGAUUACAAAAAAACAAUUGGUGUCGAUUUCCUCGAAAGACAAAUCGAAAUCGAUGGCGAAGAUGUGCGAAUUAUGUUAUGGGACACAGCUGGUCAAGAAGAAUUCGAUGCCAUAACAAAAGCAUACUAUCGUGGGGCACAAGCUUGUGUACUCACUUUUAGUACAACAGAUCGUGCAUCAUUCGAUGCAGUUAAAGAUUGGAAACGAAAAGUGGAGAAUGAAUGCAAUGAAAUACCAACGGUUAUUGUACAAAAUAAAAUCGAUUUGAUUGAACAAUCCGUGGUCACAUCGGAAGAAGUCGAAACAUUAGCACGUAACCUUAAUUGUCGCCUCAUACGCACAUCUGUCAAAGAGGAUGUCAAUGUGGCGUCUGUAUUUCGUUACUUGGCGACAAAAUGCCAUCAGCUCAUGACGCAAGCGUACAAUACAGUGGAUCAUCCCGCUAGUGGCCAACAGCAACAUCCAACUAUAAGUGCAUUCAGUCCAACAUUCACUAAAUCAAACACCGGCACAAUUAUACUUAGACCGGCCAAAAAGAAUCCGGCACGAAAGAGAAAAAUCGUUCUUAAAAAAUGCGGUAUCUUGUGAUUUGCGUGUGGAGAAGGUGGCUGAGCAGAUUUAAAGAAUCCUAAAUUUAGUUUAAUAUAAUUAUUAACUGCAACAUAUUUAAAUUAAUUUUUCUACAUCUAAUGUUAGUAAUGAAGUCUAUUGUAGUUAUACUAAUUAGUUAUGCUGCUAACAAUUAGAAGCAAAACCAAAAACAACAACGACCACAAAGAAGAAUAAAAUACUUUUUACGAAUAAGUGAAUAGCAGAAAAAUAUUUCUAAAGCCAUUUACUAGUCUCAUUUAAAGAGAAUGGUAUUGUUUAUUAUGAUGAUGAUGAUGAUGAUGAUGAUGAACAGCAUGCAACUAGCAACAACUUGCAAUAACUCGCAGUAACUUCACUAAUAACUGCUGGUUGCUAAUGAUAAUCAUUUCUUUUAGACAAAAAGUGUGUUUUAGUUACGAAAGAACCAUUCUAAUAUAUUAUUGUAAUUUUUAGAAUAAAUUACUUACUCGUCUAGAGACAAAAUUCAUGUUGAAACCCUGUUAGUUUCCGGAGACUGAUACGUAUUUACAUAAAUAUAUUAAUAAUAAAUGUAUGGUAGCAUAUAAAAAAAUAAUUUAUUUA